Molecule: messenger RNA, 679 nt
Organism: Phytomonas sp. Hart1
Lineage: Eukaryota; Euglenozoa; Kinetoplastea; Trypanosomatida; Trypanosomatidae
Source: the annotation of a GenBank genome assembly
GCACACUGAUGCAACUUUUCAUUAAAACGGCUGGCGGCCAGACGGUGGCCGUACGCGUCUCCGCUGAGGAGACGGUGGCCUCGCUGCGGAACGCGGCAGGCGUCUCGCGGGGCAGCCUCUUCUUCGGUGGUGCCUACCUGGAAGACGAAGCGGCUUUGUCCUCCUUCGGCCUGGUGUCCGGCUCUACAGUGCAGGAAAUCGUUCCAGUGGAAGGUGGUAAGGGUAAGAAGAAAAAGAAGCGUGUCUUCACAAAGCCAAAGAAGCCUACCCACAAGCACAAGCUUGAGAAGAUGCGCGCGCUCAAGUACUUCAAGGUCAUCGAGAACGACGACGGUUCCUUUUCGGUGGAGCGAACCCGCCAGGAGUGCCCCCACCCACACUGCGGCGCCAGCAUCUUCAUGGCGCAGCACAAGGACCGUAAGUACUGCGGGAAGUGUCACCUGACCUACAAGGAGGAAAGCAAGUAACAACAUACUGUGCGUAAUUUUUUUUUCAGCAUUCUAUUACUCCUUUUCCAUGUCAAGUUCCUCUACAUUUUGCAUUCGUUGUGUUGCAAAACAUUCGUUUUACUCUGAGUUGCUUUUAUUUGGAAAAAAAAAUUAUGGCAUUUUUUAAUGUUAUUUUCUAACCCGAUGGAUCAUGUUUCGAGCUAUGCGGGGUUAUUAAUUUUUUAUCCACA